AUGAUAAAUAUAAAAAUAUCUACAAAAUAAUAUAAUGUAAAAUAAAAAAAAAGAUAUAUAUAAAAUAAUUAAUAUUAAAUAUUUAGAAAUUUCACAAAAUGGAUAUUGCUAAAUCAUUAUUUAAUGUUCGUGAUCAUGAAGGUUAUAUUGGUAAAGAAGACUAUAAUAAAAAAUUAGAAACUGCUGCUUCUGAAGAUGAAUUUGAAAUAGAAAUUACAGGAUUAUGUGGAGAAAUUUUAUCUCCUGCACCAGGAGGUCCAUUUUCUGCUUUAACUCCAUCUAUGUGGCCUCAAGAUAUUUUAGCUAAAUUAAAUCAACCUGAUGAUCCUAAUUCACAACCUGAGUAUAGGUUUGAUGAAUUUGGAUUUCGUGUAGAAGAAGAAGAUGGCCCAGAACAAAGUUCAAAAAAAUUAUUAGGUAUUCCAUUUGUUGAAGAUCCUCAACAUAGAUUACAAUGGGUUGCUCUCUUAGAAUUCAGUCAUAAUAAAGAAGUAACUGAAUUUUCUUGGCAAAAUAUGGAUACAAGAUUACCACGUACAGAUAAAUUGCGGGAUAUGGUUCAUCAUGGUGUACCUCAUUCUCUUAGACCACAAAUUUGGAUGAGAAUGUCAGGAGCACUUCAAAAAAAAUGUUCUUCUGAGAUAAUGUAUAAAGAUAUAGUUAAAGCAUCAAGUAAUGAUGCAUUAGUGACUAAUAAACAAAUUGAGAAAGAUUUAUUACGUAUUAUGCCAGCCAAUGCAUGUUUUAGUCAUCUUCAUAGUACAGGAAUACCACGUUUAAGACGUAUUAUGCGUGCUCUUGCUUGGUUAUAUCCUGAUAUUGGAUACUGUCAAGGUACAGGAACAAUAGCAGCUUCUCUACUAUUAUUAUUAGAAGAGGAAGAUACUUUUUGGAUGAUGGCUACAAUAGUAGAAGAUUUAUUGCCAGCAUCUUACUAUUCUUCAACAUUAUUAGGUAUUCAAGCUGAUCAAAGAGUACUUCGAACAUUGGUGGCUAAUUAUCUUCCUGAUAUAGACCAUGUUUUAGUUCAACAUGAUAUAGAACUAAGUUUAAUAUCUUUACAUUGGUUCUUAACUUUAUUUGCAUCUGUUGUACAUAAAAAAAUAUUGCUUCGUAUAUGGGAUAUGUUUCUUUUUGAUGGAUCUAUAGUUUUAUUUCAAGUUACACUUGGAAUGCUAAAAAUUAAAGAACAUGAAUUAAAACAAGUAGAAAAUUCUGCACAAAUAUUUAAUGCUCUUUCGGAUAUACCUGGAGAUAUUGACGAUGUAGAUUUAUUAUUUAAAGUAUCUUUAGAAGUAAGUGGGUCAUUAACAGAUGUUUUAGUUGAAACUCACAGACGUAGACAUUUGGCCUAUUUAAUGGCAGAUCAAGGUGGUUUAGUGGGUAAUCCUGAUGCUGUACCAAAUUUACCAAAACAACAUCUUAAUAGACGUCAAAUGAAAAGAAAUAAAUCAAUGUUUCAAACGUUUUUAUUUGGAAGUUAUGAUACUGAAGAUGAUGCAAAAUCAAAAAAUAUUCGUCAAACAGAAAUAUUGGUUGAUCUAAGAGAAGCUGUUCUGCAAGUUGCAAGACAUUUUAUAAAUGUUGAUCCAAAAUUAAGUAAUAUUGUGCUUGUAGCAGAUUAUAGUAUGGAAAGUCAUGCAAAAGAUCAUGAUAAUUAUGUAAAUGUAUCACGGACUAGAAAAAGAAGAGCUAAAGCAUUAUUAGAUUUUGAAAGACAUGAUGAUGAUGAAUUAGGAUUUCGAAAAAAUGAUAUAAUUACAAUUAUAAGUCAAAAAGAUGAACAUUGCUGGGUAGGAGAACUUAAUGGAUUAAGAGGAUGGUUUCCUGCAAAAUUUGUAGAACUAUUAGAUGAAAGAAGUAAACAAUAUACAUGUGCUGGAGAUGAUGCAGUUAGCGAAGCUGUUACUGAUUUAGUAAGAGGAACCUUGUGUCCAGCUAUAAAAGCAGUAUUAGAACAUGGAAUGCGUAGACCAUCAUUUUUAGGUGGUCCAUGUCAUCCAUGGCUUUUUAUUGAAGAAGCUUCAACUAGAGAAGUAGAAAAAGAUUUUAAUUCAGUUUAUAGCAGAUUAGUAUUAUGUAAAACAUAUAGAUUGGAUGAAGAUGGAAAAGUACUUACACCUGAAGAAUUACUAUAUCGAUGUGUUCAAUCAGUAAAUUUGACACAUGAUAAUGCACAUGCACAAAUGGAUGUGAAGUUACGAUCCCUCAUUUGUUUAGGUUUAAACGAACAAGUAUUGCAUUUAUGGCUUGAAGUUUUAUGCUCUUGUGUAGAAAUUGUGCAAAAAUGGUAUCAGCCAUGGAGUUUUAUAAAUAGUCCUGGCUGGGUACAAAUUAAAUGUGAAUUAAGAAUAUUAAGUCAAUUUGCAUUUAAUUUAAAUCCUGAUUGGGAAUUACCACCCAAGAAAGAACAAUCUCAACCUCUAAAAGAUGGUGUUCGUGACAUGUUAGUUAAACAUCAUUUAUUUAGUUGGGAUCUUUAGCACAUAAUAUAAAAAAAUUAACAAUUUUUGUAUUAAAUUUUUCAUAUAUGCCACAAUAAUAAGAAGAUAAUUGUGUAGUACAAAUCAAUUGUUAUUAUGUAUGUAGAUUAUGUAUUAUAUAUGUGGAUAUAUAUGUGUGUAUGUAUUAUACAAAUUCAAUGCUAUAAUACUUCUAUAUUUUUAUUUGUUUAUA
Messenger RNA from Apis laboriosa (Himalayan honeybee), 2676 nucleotides. RefSeq names its product small G protein signaling modulator 3 homolog. The transcript is spliced from 14 exons. Lineage: Eukaryota; Metazoa; Arthropoda; Insecta; Hymenoptera; Apidae. The coding region runs from base 99 to 2483 and encodes 794 amino acids. The record is from RefSeq and is a predicted model, not a curated record. Gene Ontology annotation, molecular function: protein binding.